Molecule: messenger RNA, 2445 nt
Organism: Dentiscutata erythropus
Lineage: Eukaryota; Fungi; Glomeromycota; Glomeromycetes; Diversisporales; Gigasporaceae
Source: the annotation of a GenBank genome assembly
AUGCAACCGUACGGGCUCACUUUCAUUGCAGAGGAUUGUUCAUUUCCUGUCCCUUUGCAAAAUGUUUCUGUUGAGGCGAAUACAACGGUUUGUCAGACCUAUAAAAAUGUUGAACAAAAUACGAUUGAAGCCAUCUAUAAGUUCCCACUUCAUGAAGCCACGGCAGUUUGUGGAUUUGAAGCUGAAAUUGAUGGAAAGAAAAAAGUUAAAGGAAUAGUCAAAGAAGCAAAGCAAGCUGCAAAGGAGUAUGAUGAAGCUAUUCAGCAAGGUCAUGGGGCUUAUCUACUUGAAGAACAACUCCCGGAUAUUUUUCAAUGCUCCAUUGGUAAUAUCACAGCUGGUCAAACUGUUGUUAUCAGAAUUACCUAUGUAACCGAACUAAAACAUGAUGCUGAAUCGGAAAAUGUUCGGUUUGUUUUUCCUACUGUUAUCGCUCCACGAUACGGUUCAUUCGGUUUUUCUUUAAAUGAUUGGAAAAAGCCUGUUCCUGAUCUAGUGUCUUAUACUUAUAAGACUGAUUACUAUUUAAAGCUUGCUAUUACAUGUAGAAUGACUUCUGUUAUUCAAAAUAUCGAAUCACCAUCUCAUCAUAUUUCGGUAGAAUUAAAUAUUAAUGGUAAUCCAAAUGUUUCAAAGGUUACUCUAGCCGAGCAAAUUACUUUUUUAGAAAAAGAUUUUAUACUUGUUGUUAAAAGUCUGGGUCUCGAUCAACCAAGGGCUUUUGUCGAAUAUAACCCUAAGAUGGAAACUAAUUGUGUUAUGCUAACUUUAGUACCAAAGUUUGCUAUUAAUGAAGUAAUGUCCGAAUUAAUUUUUGUAAUUGAUAGAUCUGGUUCAAUGCAAGGUGGACCUAUUAAGAAAGCAUCUGAAGCACUCCAAUUGCUUCUUCGUUCAUUACCUGAAAACUGUUUUUUUAAUGUGAUAUCAUUCGGAUCCCGUUUUGAUUCUUUAUUUAAAAAGAGUCAACCUUAUACUGAAGGAAGUUUUUCAAAAGCUCUCAAACAUGCUCAAGAAAUGGAUGCAAAUUAUGGUGGAACCGAAAUUUAUAAUCCAUUAAAAUGGGUUUUUGAAAAUUCAAGCAAAGAUAUGCCAACUUCCGUUUUUCUUCUUACUGAUGGUCAAGUUUAUAAUGUUGAUCAAAUUGUAGAGCUUAUUAAGUCUAGUGAAGAAAAAAAGAAGGAUGACUUAAGACUUUUUUCAAUUGGAAUUGGUAAUUCAGUUUCUCAUCAUUUGGUUGAAUCUGUUUCCCGUGCUGGUAAAGGAUAUGCACAAUUUGUUACAUAUACUGAACGAAUGGAUAAAAAGAUUAUUGGAAUGCUAAAAAAUGCCAUAAAGCCUCCUAUUAAGGAUUAUAAUAUUACUUGGACAAACCAGAUCCUCGAUGAUGUUUCACCAGUAGAAAUUAAACCUGUCGAUAAGCCAAUUAUUAGUUUCUAUAGCGAUAAUGCUACACCUCCACCAGCCACUCAAGACAUCUUUACGGACAUAAAAAUUCAACAAGCACCAUUUCUAAUUCCACCAAUUUAUCCUGGUACUCGGUUCAUAGUUUAUUGUAUUUUAGAAAAAGGAAUUGAGCUUUGCAAAGAAAUUAUUUUGAGUGCAAUCUCUAAUGAUGGCCCUAUGAAGCUUUCUAUUACAUUGGAUCCUGUAAUUUUACAAGGAUCAAAAAUUCAUACACUUACUGCUAGAAAGCUUAUUCAGGAUCUUGAAGAUGGAACUUCAUUUAUUCAUAAGCAUCAAAGUAAUAGUGGAAAAACUAUACCAAAUUCACUUAUUCGUGAACAAGUUGUAAAUUUGGGUGUAACAUAUAGCUUGGCUUCUAAACAUACAAGUUUUCUUGCAAUUGAUGAAAGAGACAUUAAUUUAGUGGCUGUAUCAAAAUCAUCUGAAUUUCCAACAAUACGAUCACUAGAAGAUAGCGCUGGUGCUCCGUUAACCACAUCAGCAUCAAUUACACGUCGUGCUCGUAGUGCUAGGCGUCAAUCUCAAACUGUGAAAGAUUUGGCCUGUGCGGCCCGUGGAAAGGUCAUUUCUGAUGAAAUAUACACGUAUAUGUAUUCAGAUGAGAUUAAUCAAGUUGCGACAGUUUUAUCAGCUACCUCAGUAAAAUCGAAGCCUCCAAAGAUUGAAACACUUUAUAAUUUUCUCGAUUUUCAAUCAUUUGAUGGAUCAUUUUUACCAUCUGCUAAAUUUUAUUCUUGGUUUGGUAAAAAUGAUUUUAAAGAUUUUGAAAUUAUUGGAAUUGAAAAUGAAAAAGUAUUAUGUUUGACAUUAGCACUGGCAUAUUUAGAAAUUAUAAUUUUUGAAACAUUUAAAGAUGAAUGUGAAAUGUGUUAUGAAAAAGCGAAAAAGGUUUUGAAAAAAGAAGUUGGUGGCGAUGAGCAAAAGAUUAAUGAAAUUUUGGAAAAAGGUAAAGAAUGGGUUAAUAAAUGGGCUGUUGAAUAA